This is a messenger RNA of Melanotaenia boesemani (Boeseman's rainbowfish), 1482 nucleotides long. RefSeq names its product receptor-type tyrosine-protein phosphatase C-like. Gene Ontology annotation, molecular function: protein binding. NCBI's taxonomy places the organism in Eukaryota, Metazoa, Chordata, Actinopteri, Atheriniformes, Melanotaeniidae. The coding region runs from base 1 to 1452 and encodes 483 amino acids. The record is from RefSeq and is a predicted model, not a curated record. The transcript has 10 exons.
AUGGCAGGCCUCUGUAGCCGCAGGCUCCUGCUGCUCUGGGCUGGAUUCGCUGCUUUGGCUACUUCAGGCAAUCAAACAACUGCUGGACCAUCCCCACCAUCUCCACAGUGUUCUUACCAAGUCCAGCUCAUCCCAGGUGGUUUCCAGAUUAACAUGAUGAAUUCUCCCGCUGGAAACUACAUUAUUACCAUUACUGAAAACAACCAAGCAGUGAUACAAGAAAAUGUUUUUGUCUCCAAUGAAACCUCAACACAUGAAAUCAAACAUCUGAAGCCCUGUACGGAAUAUGAGCACAGCGUUGUCCGUGCUGAUGGACAAAUAACCUGCAACAGUGCUGCAAAUAAAGCUAAAACACAAUGGAAUGAUGAUAUUAAAGACAUCAGCAACACUUCUGGAUAUGUUUGUUACCAAAGCGCCUGGAACCUCGACUCUUCAGUGUCACCACCAAAAAAUCAUCGAUAUGAGCAAAGAGAAGAUGGAAAAUUCUGUUUCAGACUUGCUGAUGAGGAUUUUUGCUCAGAUUUUAACAUAAAGUUCACUCCAGAAAACUGUUAUGAGACCUUUCAUCACACCAGAUACAUUUCUGUUGAUUUCAUUGAUCCAAAUGUCAUCGAUCAGCAUGAACCCACAGGACUUCCUGCAAAAAUAGAACCAAAGUUACCUUCAAACUGUAAAAACUUCAUGGUGGAUUACACCUGUUCAGAAAGUGGAAAAGUCUAUCAGUCCAUAAAACUUUCUGAUAUGGAGCCCUUCACAAACUACACCUGUACUGGUCUGAUCCAGCACCAAAGUGUCUCCAUAGAAACUCCACGUCUCCAGUUUCAGAUCAUGUGUGAUCUCACAAUAACGUUCACAAAGCCUCAUGGAACCAAUACUUCCACUGAGCUGACAUGGAAAACAACCAGUAACAACUGUGAAGGUUUUCCCCAAAACUUUACGAGGUUUAGUUAUACUUCUAACUGCCCUAAGCCCUCUGGUACAGAACCAUGCAAAAGUAUCAAACCUGAUGGAGGAAAGUGUGAACUUACUGGACUGAGUCCUUACACUGAUUACACAUGUGAAAUCCAGCCCACCUACAACAACAGGAAAGUUUCCAAACCAGAGACAUUUACCUGGAAAACUGAGCCUGGAACACCAGAUGCUGUUUACUACCCAUAUGUGAAUUAUCCAGAGAAUAAUGUGAUUAAAAUAUCCUGUACUGAACCCGAUAAAUUUUAUGGACCUGAACGUAUAUACAUAGCACAUCUUGUUGGUGUCGGCAGCCUAACUGAAGACGAAUGUGAAUUUGAAUUCAAAGACCUGAGUUACUCUACAACCUACACACUGGAGGUGGUUGCUUUCAAUGGAGUGUUAAGGAGCAAACCUGCAACACAACAAGUUCACACUCUCUCAAGUAAAAAUAACUUCACCCUGAUGUUGACUACAAAACUCAGUUUCUACUCACUGUCUUGAGUCAACAAACCAACGCGUUAAUAUUUCUCU